AUGAAAAACACCCCUAGCAGUACGAAUAUCGGCGCUGAAAUUGACUGUCUGAAAGGAAUCAGGGAAAUAUCUCUCAAUAAAGAUCUAGUUUCGUUUGUCGAACAGUCCUAUGCAUCACUUCAGUCGCGGAGAGCCUUAAAACGACGAGAUCCCUUUAAGAGGUCUCUGCUUCAUUACGCUGCUAUGGGGGAUAGUAUCAACCUCCUCCAUUACCUCCUACAAAGCGAGCUAGAUGUUGAUUCUCGUGAUAUGUACGGGCGGACUCCCCUCUCCUGGGCUGCUGAGUACGGCUCAAUGCACGUUGCGAAGGUUUUACUGGAACGAGGAGCAAAUGUCAAUGCAAUGGACUAUGAGGGCAGCACACCAUUGACAUGGCUGAUACACGCCGGCAAUCCUGAAAGCAAGCACUUGGCGGCUACGGAAGCUCACCUAAAAGAAAGGGGCGCCAGAGAAGAUACGAUGAGGGGCAUCAAGCGGGCUUGGGUUUGGCUUUUGACUUAUUCCCACUUGCUCCGACAUGUUCGCCCGCGCAUCUAA
Molecule: messenger RNA, 537 nt
Organism: Penicillium daleae
Lineage: Eukaryota; Fungi; Ascomycota; Eurotiomycetes; Eurotiales; Aspergillaceae
Product: ankyrin repeat domain-containing protein
Exons: 1
Coding region: 1-537 (178 amino acids)
Cellular component (GO): cytoplasm; nucleus
Molecular function (GO): protein binding
Source: RefSeq, a predicted model, not a curated record